Messenger RNA from Aphanomyces astaci, 794 nucleotides. RefSeq lists its product as hypothetical. Gene Ontology annotation, molecular function: RNA cap binding. The transcript has a single exon. The record is from RefSeq and is a predicted model, not a curated record. Gene Ontology annotation, cellular component: nuclear cap binding complex. Gene Ontology annotation, biological process: mRNA cis splicing, via spliceosome. Lineage: Eukaryota; Oomycota; Saprolegniomycetes; Saprolegniales; Verrucalvaceae. The coding region runs from base 64 to 744 and encodes 226 amino acids.
AUCAUAUUAUACAGGUUUCAGUUAUCCAGAGGAUUUUCUUAUUGUGUGGUGUGGUCUGGCGCGAUGGAGCUGUAUGCGAGCCUGGCCGACACCGGCGGUCCGAAGAAGAAGGAGUACUGGGAUCGCCGCACAUUCACAUCGCUGGAGGAACAGCAAGAAGCGAUGCGGAAUUCCAGCACUUUGUACGUGGGGAACCUCAGCUUCUUCACUAGCGAGACACAGAUCUACGAGCUGUUUUCGGUGGUCGGCCCAGUGAAGUCUGUGAUCAUGGGGUUGAAUCAACUCACCAAGACGCCGUGUGGGUUUUGUUUCGUCGAGUACUUCUCGAAAGAGAAUGCCCAAGCAUGCUCGAACUUCAUCAGCGGAACCAAGUUGGACCAACGUGUGAUUCGUUGCGACUUGGACGGCGGGUUCAUUGAAGGACGGCAGUAUGGCAGAGGAACGUCAGGUGGACAAGUGCGCGACGAUCGUCGGUCAAAGGAAGACUACGAUCCUGGCCGUGGCGGAUACGGCAAGAAAGAAGACGACUAUGGACUGUCCACUGCCCAUUUCCGCCGCCCAGGCACUCUGAAGCGUGCCCGCGACGACAGCGUAGACGUCGACCGCAACAUUCGCCAUUCGCGAAAGUCUGGCGAUGACGAAGUCACAGAACCCGUCGAUAAAGCAGAAGUCAACCCGCGAUUUCAAGAGCGUGACAGCGAUGGGGAGCAGGACAAUGACGAUGUAGACGGCGGAGAUAAUUAAGCCUAAUUACAACUAGUAAUUGGGGAAAGAGAGUUAAUCCGUGUUGCUCU